Messenger RNA from Planococcus citri (citrus mealybug), 2081 nucleotides. RefSeq names its product Alg12 alpha-1,6-mannosyltransferase (gene Alg12). The record is from RefSeq and is a predicted model, not a curated record. Gene Ontology annotation, cellular component: endoplasmic reticulum membrane. Gene Ontology annotation, biological process: protein N-linked glycosylation. The transcript is spliced from 8 exons. Gene Ontology annotation, molecular function: alpha-1,6-mannosyltransferase activity. Bases 451 to 1947 code for a protein of 498 amino acids. NCBI's taxonomy places the organism in Eukaryota, Metazoa, Arthropoda, Insecta, Hemiptera, Pseudococcidae.
UUUUAAGUGUUUGAUAAAAAAGUUUGAAAGUUGACCGUUCGAUUCGAAGCAAUUUUUGAGUAUAAAUGGGUAAUUUUGAUAUAUUGAGGAAUUAUGAGAACUAAAAAUUAAACUUGUGUGUUCUACGAAGAAAUAUGACACCGAAUUUCCAAUUAUUGAUAACGCUCGUCCAGUUGAACUUUCAAUUUUAAUUUCCAUCAAAAGUUCAUCAUCAAGUAAUUGUUCGUUGAACGUAAUGUUUGUAUUGUGAUCUCAAACCAUGUUACUCUAGCUCAGGCUGCACUCGAAGCAUCUGUUCGAAUGUCGAACUCAUCUACGAAGGAAGAAUCAGAAUCAGAAAGCAAAACCGGUGUAAAUAUUUGGAUGCCGGUAUAGCAUAUCGUAUCUGUAACUCAAUAACCGAACCACUACCACUGGUCGAAUUGUUUUGGAUCGAGAAGAAGAGACAGAAUGGUUGAUUUUCGCACCUGUCGUGAUUUUGUGAUAGUCACCUUCAUUGGUGCAUUACAUCUGAUAUCCUGCCCAUUCACCAAAGUCGAAGAAAGUUUCAACAUGCAAGCGAUGCAUGAUAUGUUGUACCAUCGACAUAAUUUGACCGAUUAUGAUCAUUUCGAGUUCCCAGGCGUUGUUCCAAGGACAUUCAUCGGUGCUGUUUCGGUAUCACUCUUGUCUUCGCCAGUAUUCGUAAUUCUACGUUACUUGAAUCUGUAUAAAUUCGCAGCUCAAAUUUUAGUGCGAUCAGUUCUGGGACUUAGCGUUAUAUUAUCUUUUCUGAAGUUGAAAGACACAGUCAGUCGAGUUUUCGGUCAAACCACCUCUACUUGGUUCAUGUUCAUCACUAUUUCUCAAUAUCAUUUCAUGUUCUAUCUGAGCAGGCCUUUACCAAACAUCAUGGUUCUUCCUUUAGUGCUGAUAGCAUUUCAUGCAUGGAUCCGAAAACGUUAUACGUUGUUUAUAUGGUGUUCAGCAGCCGCAGUUAUUAUUUUUAGAGCCGAACUGGCCAUGUUGUUUGGAUUAUUGGCGUUAUUCGAGUUGUAUUUUAGAAGAUUGACGAUAAAAAAACUGAUUACUACUGCUGUGCCAGCUGGAUUAGUCUGCGUUUUGUGUACUGUGGCGGUGGAUUCGUUCUUCUGGAGACGGUUGAUUUGGCCAGAAGCUGAAGUUUUUUGGUUCAAUACGAUCCUUAAUAAAAGUAGCAAUUGGGGUACUUCGCCAUUUUUAUGGUACUUUUAUUCAGCUAUACCCAGAGGUCUUGGAAGCACUGUGUUUUUGAUUCCAUUUGCCGCAUUGUACGAAAAACGUGUCCGCCGUUUAUUAAUUCCUGCCGUUGUAUUUGUUCUUCUAUUCUCAUUCUUACCCCAUAAGGAACUACGAUUCAUAAUCUACACGUUUCCUUUAUUCAACAUCUCCGCUGCUAUUUUAUGUGAUCGAAUUUGGAAUUGGACUUUCACGUCGAAUUUGUACGCAAUUGUAUUCAGAACCGGCACCAUAUCGCAUUUAUUCGCGAAUUUCGCCUUUUCCAUGCUGUUGUUGAGGAUAGCUUCGCAUAAUUACGCCGGUGGAAUGGCUAUUUCAAGAUUACAUGGGCUAGAGGAGUCGCAUAGUUUGGUGAACGUGCAUAUUGAUAAUUUAUCCGCCCAGACCGGAGUUACCAGAUUUACCCAACUCAAUGACAGAUGGAGGUACAAUAAAACUGAAAAUCUAUCUGCCGAAUCGCCAGAAAUCAUGUCCUUUACUCAUCUUCUGAUCGAAGGCCGCAACAAGUAUUCGCCUUCUGUGAAACCCCUGGUUGAUAAUACGCACCGAGUAUUGGACAUCGUCGAAGGAUUUUCACAUCUGACGUUCAGUUAUCGUUCAUUGUGGCCAGUUAAAAUUAAAACGAAACCUGUUAUAUUGAUCUUGAAGAAAAUCAAUCGUCUUUCUCGUAAACACGAAAAAACAACUUGAUUCUAUUGUACAUAAUAUGUAAAUAUCGUUGCAUUUAUUUUGUUACCAUUCUAAUAAUAUUAUAUUGUUGAAUACGAAUAAAAUUCCUAUAUUGGAAAGGAACUGAUUAAAAUUUAUGUAUUAGAUUGAUUCAA